Messenger RNA from Priapulus caudatus, 324 nucleotides. RefSeq lists its product as uncharacterized. NCBI's taxonomy places the organism in Eukaryota, Metazoa, Priapulida, Priapulimorpha, Priapulimorphida, Priapulidae. The record is from RefSeq and is a predicted model, not a curated record. The coding region runs from base 1 to 324 and encodes 107 amino acids. The transcript has a single exon.
AUGCCGGGAUGCGGGGAUGCAGGGAUGCGGAGAUGUGAAGAUGCGGAGAUGCGGAGAUGUGGAGAUGCAGGGAUGCAGGGAUGCGGAGAUGUGGAGAUGCGGAGAUGCAUAGAUGCAGGGAUGUGGAGAUGCAGGGAUGUGGAGAUGCGGGGAUGUGGAGAUGCAGGGAUGCGGAGAUGCAUAGAUGUGGAGAUGCAUAGAUGCAGGGAUGUGGAGAUGCAGGGAUGUGGAGAUGCGGGGAUGUGGAGAUGCAGGGAUGCGGAGAUGCAUAGAUGUGGAGAUGUGGAGAUGCAUAGAUGUGGAGAUGUGGAGAUGCGGAGAUGA